GAUCGGCAUUCAUCCUGGUUGAACGUCCCUAAAAUCUGGCGAGAAGAGAUGGAACGUCGCGUGAAACACAUGGAAACCGUUUGCCGAGAGACCACCCACUCUGUAGAUGGCAGCAGUGCCAGGACAGGCUUUCCACCCAUGCUUUAUGUGGAUGAUAGGCACCGCCUUAUCAUGUGCUCAAUGCCUAAAGUCGGCUGCACCAAUGGAAAACGCCUACUUUACGCGUUAACAGGGAACGUGGAUAUGAAAUCGUUCCACAAUUUUGGAUCGGGUAAGAAAGUGGUUUCUUACAAACGCUUCCUCCCUCGACUUAGUCAGUAUUCUCCGUUUGGAGCUAAAUUACGUUUGGAGACCUAUUUGAAGGUGAUCGUCGUUCGCCAUCCAUUGGAGCGCCUGGUAUCGGCAUACAGAGGUAAACUAGAAGGUAAAGGACACCCGAUUACAGGUGAAGCCAUAUACAUUGCCAAGAGGUUUGAAACCAACCCGACGCCAGGCAUGCUGACUGGGAAAGAAGGUGUCUCUUUUCAGGCCUUCAUUGAUUAUCUCAACUCUCUUGAUCCAAACAAGGAUUAUAACAACCACUGGGAAAGCUAUAUUAGAUUAUGUGAUCCAUGUCAGAUUCAUUAUGACGUCAUCGCCAGACUGGAAUCUCAAGGCACAGAUCUAAACAUGAUGCUGAAGCUGAUAGGAAUGGACGACAAGUUGACGUAUCCUGAAGGUGAUCUCCCUGCCUCUUCCUCUGCAGUCUGGAAGAAAUAUUUUACUAAAAUAUCUCAAAGUGACAUCAGAAAAAUAUGGCAACAUUAUGAACUUGACGCUCGUCUUUUUAACUUUACACUAGACUGGUACUGACGUGUUCAAAACGUGGUAGUUGAGAUACACUUUAUAUGAAUAAUGGUUAUAUUAUAGUGUACGUUCAUUAUGUUGUCUCUUGACUGUGCAUGGGCGAUAAAGAAUGCAUCGUUUCUGAAAACAAAAUGCUUGUCUAGCUAAAACGCAGGGCGCCAUCUUAAACGAGCUUGAUCGAAUGUCUGACUCCUCCUUUAAUUUCGUAAAUAAAUUUACCCUUUACCAGUAAUAAUGAUUGUGAUAGUAAUAAGCAUUAA
This is a messenger RNA of Lingula anatina, 1106 nucleotides long. RefSeq names its product carbohydrate sulfotransferase 9. The record is from RefSeq and is a predicted model, not a curated record. Gene Ontology annotation, biological process: carbohydrate biosynthetic process. Lineage: Eukaryota; Metazoa; Brachiopoda; Lingulata; Lingulida; Lingulidae. Gene Ontology annotation, molecular function: sulfotransferase activity. Gene Ontology annotation, cellular component: membrane.